Messenger RNA from Harmonia axyridis, 1438 nucleotides. RefSeq names its product tetratricopeptide repeat protein 8 (gene BBS8). Bases 3 to 1370 code for a protein of 455 amino acids. The record is from RefSeq and is a predicted model, not a curated record. Lineage: Eukaryota; Metazoa; Arthropoda; Insecta; Coleoptera; Coccinellidae. Gene Ontology annotation, biological process: non-motile cilium assembly. Gene Ontology annotation, molecular function: protein binding. The transcript has 5 exons. Gene Ontology annotation, cellular component: non-motile cilium; ciliary basal body; BBSome.
GCAUGGAUCGAAUGUACGAAGCUAUCAGUUUAUUUCGAAGAAAAAAAUACGAUAAAUGCAUAGAAAAAUGUACGGAAAUUUUAGAUCUGCAUCCCUUGGAUCAAGCAGCCUGGUGUUUGAAAAUGCGAGCAAUGACUCAAAGAGUAUACGUUGACGAUAUUGAAACCGAAGAUGCUCUGGAAAGUGAUAUUUUCGACACGAAUAUUGUUGCAACGGCUCCCAGACCAGGGACGUCACUAAAAACUUCCAUACCCUCGACUUCUAACAACAUUCCUUUCAGUGCUCGACCAAGAACAGCUACUGGAAGACCCUUAACUGGCAUCAUUCGACCAGGGACGCAGAAAAGACCUGGCUCGACAUUAGAGGCUUUAAAAACGGCUCGACCUUUGACCAGUCAAUCUUCCCGUGCUAUUAGAAUAGGUACAGCAGCCAUGCUAUCCCAGAAAGAUGGACCUUUCAUCCAAGUCUCUAGGUUGAACAUCAGCAAAUACGCAAGUAAUACUUGCUUGUCAAAACCACUUUUCGAAUAUUUGUUUUACUGUGAGGGUGACGUUAGAAAUGCGAUGGAAUUGGCAGUGCAAGCAACUCAGUACUGUGAAUUCAAAGACUGGUGGUGGAAAGUCCAGCUGGCUAAAUGUUAUGUUAUCUUGAGUUUGCCAAGGGAAGCGGAAGAACAGUUGCGCAGUGCUCUGAAGCAACAACAUCAUGUGGAAACGUUCAUCAGACUGAGCAGAAUAUACACGAGAUUAGAUCAACCGCUAUCUGCAUUAGAAAUCUGCAACGCAGGCUUAGAAGUAUUUCCAAAUGAUGUAUCACUUCUGGUGGAAAUGGCCAGGUUGUAUGAAUCCUUAGAUAACAGCGCAAUGUCUAUCAAACUUUACCGAAGUGCUGUCAUAGAAGAUGCGAUGAACACAGAAUCUAUAGCUUGUAUUGGCAUGUAUCAUUUUUACAACAACCAGCCAGAAUUGGCUCUAAGAUAUUAUAGGAGAGUUUUGGCGAUGGGAGCACAUUCUGCUGAACUCUAUAAUAACCUUGGACUCUGUUGUCUCUUUUCUCAACAGCUGGACUUGACGCUGUCUUGUUUUCAAAGAGCACUUGAUCUAGCAACAGACCCUCUAAUCAAAGCUGAAGUCUGGUACAACUUAGCUCAUACAGCUUUAGCAGCUGGUGACCUAGAGCUGGCAAUUCUUUGUCUAAAUAUAUGUAUAACUGCAGAUCCUACCCAUGCGGCAGCUUUCAACAACUUGGCAGUUUUACAUCAGAAAAUGGGACGCAAAAGUUUGGCGAAGGCUUAUUUUCUAACAUCCAAAAAUUUAGAGGAUAAUAUGGAGGAGACCAAUAUGAACUUAGAAAUAAUAUUGAAAAAAUAAUUUAUGACUUGUAUUGAACCCAAAUAUGUUGUUAUAAACUGUUAUUUUUUUCUAUUAAAAUUUCACCA